ACAAGAAUCAGCUGUUUUCUGAAAAUUUUCACUGGAAGUCGUUCGCAUACUUUUGCUUGCAAAUUUUUUUGAAGAGAGUAAAAUGGCUCUUGCUCUCCUGCAAAUUUUUACUAGCAAUUUUUUACUGGAAAAGUCCGCGAACAGACCUAUUCUAGUUGUUGUUUGCAUUAUCAUGUGCAGCAGCCGCACAAUCAAAAGAUUAUAAAGGUGUUAAUUAUAAAUUCAAACAAUUAAAUUGUGAAAAAAGGAACAAAGUGUGAAAAAAAAUUAAAUCCAAAUAACUUUUUUGACGUUCUAGUGAGAUUUAGAUACAACUCUGGAGUUGGACAAUUCCAUCAGCUGGGCAAGUGAGCCAAUCUUCUUAAUUCAACCAUGGUUUGUACCAAAUUCAGAAAUACCAAAUACUAAACCGUCGCAAUCGUACAAGAAAAAGACUUGAUUUCCCUUUUCAACAAUAAUAAUUUACUUUUGUAUUUUCGUCGUGAGCUUACAAGAAUAAGUAAAGCCUUCUUCAAAAUUAGAGACCAACAUUGAGAACAGCGAAUUUGUUUACAUAUCGCUGGGAAGACAAAGAAACAAAUUUUUUUUUUUGGUGAAAUACAAUAUAUUCCAUCUCACACACACAACGUCGCAUACAUACAUAGCACUUUUUUUGUUUUAUACACAUUCCACUAACUUUAGUUCAACAAGAGAGUGCAAUAUAAAUUGAAUGGCUUGCGCAGCACCAGCAGGCAAAGAUGCAAGCACAGUUCCAUCUACGUCUUUAGUACCAUCUGGUGCUUCAGGUGCAUCGUCUUCCGGUAGUUCUGGUGCAGUAGGAGGGGUCGGUGGAGUUGGUGGGCCUGCGACAGGGCCAGUCGUAGCCCCAUCGUCAAGGGGUGGCGCCACAGCUCAAGCAGCCGGUGGCUCAGGGGGCACAAGCGGCGCUGGUAUUGUUAAUCGCCAGUCGCGUUUUGCCAUUGAAGGUGUAGGUGCCCGAGUCAUACGUGGACCCGAUUGGAAAUGGGGCAAGCAGGACGGUGGAGAAGGCCAUGUUGGUACUGUACGCAAUUUUGAAUCAUCUGAAGAAGUCGUCGUUGUCUGGGAUAAUGGAACAGCUGCCAAUUAUCGUUGCGCCGGCGCUUACGAUUUACGCAUUUUGGAUAGUGCACCCACUGGCAUUAAGCAUGAUGGCACCAUGUGUGAUACGUGCCGUCAACAGCCAAUCUUUGGAAUUCGAUGGAAAUGUGCGGAAUGUGUCAACUAUGAUUUGUGCUCAAUUUGUUAUCAAGGUGAUAAACAUCAUCUUAGACAUAGAUUUUAUCGUAUUGCCACACCCGGAGGAGAGCGUACCAUGUUGGAACCAAGACGUAAAUCGAAGAAGGUAGCGGUACGUGGCAUUUUUCCAGGUGCCCGUGUUGUACGUGGUGUAGACUGGCAGUGGGAAGACCAAGAUGGUGGUGUGGGCAGACGUGGUAAAGUGAAUGAGGUACAAGAUUGGUCUUCUGCUUCACCACGUUCGGCAGCCUAUGUAGUAUGGGAUAAUGGGGCAAAGAAUUUAUAUCGUGUUGGUUUCGAAGGAAUGGCCGAUUUAAAGGUUGUCAAUGAUGCAAAGGGUAACACGGUCUAUCGUGACCACUUGCCUUUGCUGGGUGAAAAUGGCCCUGGCAAAGGACCCCACGGUUUUCAGUUAGGUGAUAAGGUCACUGUCGAUUUGGAUCUAGAAAUUGUGCAGUCUUUGCAGCAUGGCCAUGGCGGUUGGACUGAUGGCAUGUUUGAAUGUCUUAAUAAUGUUGGUUUAGUUGUGGGUAUCGAUGAAGAUCACGACAUUGUAGUUGGCUAUAAUUCAGGCAAUCGUUGGACUUUUAAUCCCGCUGUACUCACAAAGGUGUCUUCACAGACAACGGCUCCACCAGAAUUUCAGGUGGGUGAUAUCGUUAAAAUCUGUUCCGAUGUGGAGAGCAUAAAGCAGCUGCAACGCGGCCAUGGUGAAUGGGCCGAUGCUAUGCAAUUAACAUUAGGCAAAGUGGGAAGAGUGCAACAAGUUUACCAUGACAAUGAUUUAAAAAUAGAGGUGGGCAAUACUUCAUGGACUUAUAAUCCUUUAGCGGUGACAAAAAUCGCCUCGGCCAAUACGGAUGGUAGCUGUGUGCCAGUUAUAUCAAGCGGAGAACGCUUGUCGGCAAUAUUGAAGAAAUUAUUUGAGCCCAGUGUAUCGGGUGAUGCCACUGAGGAGUUUGUUAAAGCAGCCGCCAAUGGUUAUGCCGCCCGUUGCGAGGAGUAUCUCACUGGAGCCCUACAAGCCUCAAGCAGUGCAUCUUCUGUUAAUACUCAAGCUGCAGGCACCAGUGGCUCUUCGUCCAGUGUGAGUACUAUUGCCGACGUUAAUGGUGUUUUUGCCGGUCACACCGCAUUGCAGGCAGCAAGCCAAAAUGGCCACAUUGAGGUUAUUCAAGUUCUCUUGCGUCACAAUGUUGAUGUGGAAAUCGAAGAUAAAGACGGCGACCGUGCUGUACAUCAUGCAGCUUUUGGCGACGAACCUGCUGUAAUUGAACUUCUCUCUAAAGCAGGAGCCGAUCUUAAUGCUCGCAAUAAACGGCGACAAACGGCUUUACAUAUUGCCGUGAACAAGGGUCACCUAAAUGUGGUUAAGACUUUACUUAGUUUAGGCUGUCAUCCUAGUUUGCAAGAUUCCGAAGGGGAUACGCCAUUGCACGAUGCUAUCUCCAAGGAACACGAUGAAAUGUUAAGUUUAUUGCUCGACUAUGGGGCAGACAUAACUUUGACUAAUAACAAUGGCUUCAACGCUUUGCACCAUGCCUCACUGAAAGGAAAUCCUAGUGCUAUGAAAAUAUUGCUUACCAAAACCAAUCGCCCUUGGAUUGUGGAAGAGAAGAAAGAUGAUGGCUACACUGCUUUGCACCUGGCAGCUUUGAAUAACCAUGUUGAAAUUGCAGAACUUUUGGUCCAUAGUGGAAAAGCCAACAUGGACAGGCAAAAUGUUAAUUUGCAAACCGCUUUACACUUGGCAGUAGAAAGACAACAUGUACAAAUAGUUAAACUUCUUGUACAAGAGGGCGCCAAUUUAAAUAUUCCCGACAAAGAUGGUGACACUCCCUUGCAUGAAGCCUUGAGACAUCAUACACUAUCCCAACUCAAGCAAUUGCAGGAUGCGGAAGGUUUUGGCAAACUAUUAAUGGGCCUACGCAAUCCCAAUAAUAAGAAAGCUUCGGCAUCUAUAGCAUGUUUCCUGGCAGCUAAUGGAGCGGAUUUGACUUUAAAGAAUCGCAAACUGCAAACACCUUUGGACUUAUGUCCUGAUCCAAAUCUCUGCAAAACUUUGGUUAAAUGCUACAACGAACGUAAAACUGAUGACUCCGAAUUACCGGGCAAUGUGGCCGGUAGCACCUCAAGAGCACGUGCUCUGGCAGCAAAUCCUGCAGCGGCCGCUGUUGUUUGCUCCCGACCUUUAUCGGUCAUAGACACCAUUGGGUUACAUGCAUCAUCCAGCAACUUACCAAUGGCAGCAUCGGGUUCAAGCAGUGCUGCCUUGAAUACGCUGUCGCAAGAUUUAUCUCAAUCUCUGACCUUAGAAACUUCCUCAAAACUAGAAGCAACAAACAAUGUUUCAAGUCUCGAAGAAUGCUUCCUUUGUUCGGAUUUCAAGAGGGAUACGGUAUUUAAGCCUUGUGGCCAUGUAUGUUGUUGCGAUAAUUGUGCUCCGCGGGUUAAGAAAUGCCUUAUAUGCCGUGAAACUGUGGCCUCGCGAGAGAAAAUCGAUGAAUGCCUGGUUUGCUCCGAUCGCAGGGCUUCGGUGUUCUUCAAGCCUUGCGGUCACAUGGUAGCCUGUUCCAAUUGCUCCAGUCUAAUGAAAAAAUGUGUAUUAUGCCGUACACAAAUUGAUGAGAUGAUGCCGUAUUCUUUAUGUUGUGGUGGUGAGAGUAGCAUUGAAAAGGUUCAAAAUCCCAAUGCCCACAAUGAGAACGAAAAACCCCAAGGAAUGUUGGUUAGUGGUUGUGGCAUUAACACUUCAGGUCAUGGAGUGGCCAUGAACAAUACUGUGACCACCACACCCAAUGGUAAUAACAAUCAUGUUCAGGCCCAAAACAACAUACUGACUGCUAACAACACUGCUAACAGCGUUCUAUUGGCGCCAUCAAAUGUCAACAAUUUCCAAGUGGACGAUGUACAAAAGCUUAAGCAGCAACUGCAGGACAUAAAAGAACAAACAAUGUGUCCAGUGUGCUUUGAUCGUAUGAAAAAUAUGGUUUUCCUUUGUGGCCACGGCACCUGUCAGAACUGUGGUGACCAAAUCGAUGGUUGUCCCAUUUGCCGCAAGACGGUGGAAAAACGCAUUUUAUUAUUUUAGAAUGCCAUAUAUAAUUCCCUAUUACUCAACACCAACCAAUUCCUUUAAAUAACCUGCCUUAUAAACAAGUUUUGUUUAACCUUUAUUAGUACUCUUAAUGAAAUUUUAAGUUGCAAGAUA
Messenger RNA from Stomoxys calcitrans (stable fly), 4468 nucleotides. It is a transcript of the gene mib1, whose product is annotated as E3 ubiquitin-protein ligase mind-bomb. The transcript has 7 exons. NCBI's taxonomy places the organism in Eukaryota, Metazoa, Arthropoda, Insecta, Diptera, Muscidae. Gene Ontology annotation, molecular function: zinc ion binding; protein binding; ubiquitin-protein transferase activity. Gene Ontology annotation, biological process: protein ubiquitination. Gene Ontology annotation, cellular component: cytoplasm. Bases 710 to 4348 code for a protein of 1212 amino acids. The record is from RefSeq and is a predicted model, not a curated record.